Penaeus chinensis is the source of this 1058-nucleotide messenger RNA. Its product is annotated as chymotrypsinogen A-like. The coding region runs from base 1 to 774 and encodes 257 amino acids. Gene Ontology annotation, molecular function: serine-type endopeptidase activity. NCBI's taxonomy places the organism in Eukaryota, Metazoa, Arthropoda, Malacostraca, Decapoda, Penaeidae. The record is from RefSeq and is a predicted model, not a curated record. Gene Ontology annotation, biological process: proteolysis. The transcript is spliced from 7 exons.
AUGUCCUCCUGCGGGCGUAGGAACAUCCCGUUCGAGCCCAGUCGCAUCAUCGGGGGCGUGCCGACGUACCCCCAAGAAUACCCAUGGCAAGUGGGCAUCACCAAACCUCUGCACAUGAGGCCUUACUGUGGGGGGACUAUUAUCUCUGAUACGUGGAUCCUCACAGCUGCCCACUGCAAUGUCCAAGUUGAUGACGUGGUGUUGAUCGGAGCCCACAACUGGUGCCAGUGCCAACCGCCUCCUCUACGCAUCCCGGUCAAGCAGGUGUACAACAGCCCACACUACAACCAGUCCACCCGAGACAGUGACAUCGCUCUCCUCGAAGUCUCCCGCGAGAUUCCCUUCCCGGUGGACAACAGCAUCGCCCCGGUUUGUCUUCCUGACCGGUUCUUCUACAACGAGAACGUGAGCGCCAUCGUCACCGGCUGGGGCGUUACUUAUCCCGAGGGCAAGCGCUCGUGUGUGCUUCGCGACGCGGAUAUCCCGACCAUGAGCGACGCCGCGUGCAGACACUGGUGGCCGGGGAAAAUCACCGCCAGCAUGAUGUGUGCGGGGAUCGACGUCAAGGGAACGUGCUCGUUCGACGUCGGAGGGCCCCUCGUGAGCGGCCCGACCGACGGGGCCGGGCCGUUCGUGCAGGUCGGUGUGACGUCAUGGUGGGCUGCCAUGUGCGAUCGCCCUCAGGUCUUCACGCGGGUUAUGGAAUUCCUCCCCUGGAUAAAGACAACUUCUGGCAACGAAUCUAACUCCUGUUUGCCGUGGGCUUUAAAAUGAACACAUCACCUGCAGUAGAAGUUAGAACCAGCUGCCUGAUGAAAACCAGCUGUUUCCUUAGUUCUAGCCGUCUUUUCGGAACUGCAUGUUACUUUACAACCAUCUGAUUCCUCGACAUUCUUAUAACAAAACCAUCUUUCUUUUUAAAACCAUCUUUCUGCUUGGAAUCAUCUUUCUCCUAAGAACUAUAUUCCUCUUAAAAAAAAUCUGUCUCCUUGGAAUCGAAUUAUCUUUCUCUUUUGUAUCCUCUUUCUUGUCAUUAACCACCUGUCUCCUCACAAUCA